AAUUACCGUAUUUAUUCAUUGGCCAGAAACUACUCAGGGGAAGGACCAGAACAUGGCUGGAGAGGCAGGAGCCAACUGCAAGUUAAAAAAAAAAAAAAAAAAAGGCUGGUAACUGAUGGUCCUGAGAGGUAAGAAAAGCAACACGGUUCGACAUCAUCUCAGCUGUUAAAAUAAUGUAGCUCCCUUCUAUCCCUCCCCGCCUUUUUGGCUUGCCACUGCAGCAAAUCUUGGGGGAAGAGGGCGUAGGGACAAGAAUUGCCCGGGAAGGAAGCGGGCGGAACGCCGCAUGCAGGUCCGAGGGCCGCGCCGCUCGUCCCCUUCCCUUGCCCAAGUUGCUGCAUCACGACACCUGCUCGUCCCCUCCGCGCUAUUCUCACUCGCCCCGUAGCUCUAACACCACCCCCGCCCUGCUACGCCACGCCCCGUCCCGGUCCGGUCCUCUCGGGAGCUGAAGGAAACAUCUGCUCCCUCGCUUCCCCCCUCCCGCCCGCAUGCGCGCUCUUUUAACUCUGCCCUCCCCCUGCUCAUUCGCCUCCCGCCUCCCCUGUGACGGCAGGGGCUGCAGCUGCUGGGCAGGAAGAGUGUGGCCGGGUCUCGACGUCAUCCUGUGCAGUGCGCGGGGCAUUGAAAGGUGAAUGGCAGAGAGGGCGAGAAGAGCGCGAGCGACUGUCAGCCCAGCCUGCAGCAGCAGCAGCAGGAGGAAGAAGGCGGCGCCGUGGUUUGCUUUUGCUCUUCCCAGGAGGGGCGCCCGCAGAUAAUGGAGCGGAGGCGGUAGGAAGGUGUCGCGGGGGAGGCAGCAGCAGCAGCAGCAGCAGCAACGCCGGAACAAAAAGCGGAGUCACUGCGCCGUGUCUUCCCUUCGCCUCCAGCAAUGUGAGGAAAGAAGUGCCGUGACCGCCGCUGCGUGACCGCUCGACCGCCGGUUCCUUUCAGGGGCAGGGGGCAGUGCCGCCCCCCCCCCGCUGCUCCUAACCAUUCCGACGAGGCAGGCGAUUCCCUUCAUCACCGCCCGCCCUGCCCCCCCCCUCCCGCAAAGCUAUGAGCCAUGAAGCCGCCUGGCAGAAGUUCUCUGCGGCAGCCCUUUUCUGGCAACUGCCGGCACCGCCGGUCCUCUAACGCUUCCUUCUCAGCCUGCCUGGCGCGGCUGCCUCUGCUCGGCUUCUUCCACCGUUUCCUUUUGGCGUUCCUGCUGCUCUGCUGGGGACGCCCAGAGAGCUGUGGGGUCAUUGCGGACACCGCUAUCCAUUGGAAUGAAACUCUGGAAAAAACAGAAACCAUACUGGCAAAUGAAGACACUGCAUUUCAACAGAGUAACAAUAGUAGUAGCAAAAAUAACAAUUACAGCAGUGCAUUCCAAAAAGAAAUCACAUUGCCUUCAAGACUUGUUUAUUAUUUGAACAAAGACUCUGAAAGUCCUUACCAUAUUUUGGAUACUAGGACAAGAUACCAGCAAAAACACAGUAAGGCUGUGCAUCUAGCUCAGGCAAGUUUCCAGAUUGAAGCUUUCGGUUCUACAUUUAUUCUUGACCUCUCCCUGAACAAUGACUUAUUAUCUGCUGAUUAUGUGGAAAUUUAUUAUGAAGAUGACAGACCACAAUAUUCAAAGGGAGGGGAACACUGCUAUUAUCAUGGAAGCAUCAGAGGCAUUCCAAAAUCCAAAGCUGCUAUUUCUACCUGUAAUGGACUUCAUGGCAUGUUUGAAGACAAUACUUACAUCUACCUGCUAGAACCUUUGGAGAUAACUCACAGCAUGAGCAGUACAGGUAGACUACAUGUCAUUCGAAGAACAUUUGGAUCAAAUGCCUUCAGUCAGUUGGAAGAUCUUGAUACCGAUUCCACAUCUGAUUGGUCCUUCCUGUCUGAGUUGCAGUGGCUAAGAAGGAGAAGAAGGGCUGCAGUGCGUGGCAUCUUUGAAGAAAUGAAAUACCUGGAACUCAUGAUUGUUAAUGACCAUAAAAUGUUCAAAAAACAUCGUUCAUCCCAUAGUAAUACGAAUAACUUUGCGAAAUCGGUGGUAAAUCUCGUGGAUGCUAUUUACAAGGAGCAACUAAACACCAGAGUUGUUCUAGUUGCCGUUGAAACCUGGUCAGACAGAGAUCGCAUUCAUGUCCACUCGGAUCCACGGCAGAUGCUUCAUGAUUUUUCCCGAUAUCGACAGAACUUCAUCAAGCAACGUGCUGAUGCUGUACAUCUCCUCUCGAAUGUGACAUUUCAUUAUAAAAGAAGUAGCCUAAGCUAUUUUGGAGGAAUUUGUUCAGUGGCUAGAGGUGUUGGAGUAAAUGAGUAUGGGCUUUCCUGGGCAAUAGCACAAGAAUUGUCCCAAAGUUUGGCUCAGAAUCUAGGGAUACAAUGGGAGCCAGCAUCCAGAAAACCAAAAGGGUGUGAUUGUACAGAAUCCUGGGGUGGAUGCAUCAUGGAGGAAACAGGUGUCUAUCACUCCAGAAAAUUCUCAAAGUGCAGCAUUGCUGAAUACAGAGAUUUUUUACUCCGAGGAGGAGGUUUUUGUCUUUUCAACAGGCCUACAAAGUUAUUUGAUGCCACUGAAUGUGGAAAUGGGUAUGUGGAACCAGGCGAAGACUGUGACUGUGGUAUCCAAACGGACUGCCAUGUAGACUGCUGUAAAAAAUGUUCCCUUUCUAAUGGAGCUCAUUGCAGUGAUGGUCCAUGUUGUAAUGAAACCUGCCUUUUUUUUCCACGUGGCUUUGAGUGUCGCUAUGCAGUGAAUGAAUGUGAUAUUACAGAAAUCUGUACUGGUGACUCCGGCCAGUGCCCACCAAAUCUUCAUAAGCAAGAUGGAUUUGCUUGUGAUUCAAAUCAGGGACGUUGCUACAAUGGAGAGUGUAAGACAAGAGAUAAUCAGUGCAAAUACAUCUGGGGCAAUAAGGCUUCAGGGUCUCACAAACACUGUUACGAGAAGCUCAAUACAGAAGGUACACAGAAAGGGAACUGUGGAAAAGACGGAGACAAAUGGAUUCCUUGCCACAAACACGAUGUGUUCUGUGGAUUAUUGCUUUGUGCAAAUCUUGAUGGGGUUCCACGAAUUGGUCACCUUCAGGGAGAAAUUAUUCCAACUUCUUUUUUCCACCAAGGUGUUGUAGUGAACUGCAGUUGUGCGCAUGUACUUUUAGAUGAUGAAACAGAUUUAGGAUAUGUAGAAGAUGGGACUCCUUGUGGUCCUAAUAUGAUGUGUAUGGACCGAAGAUGCCUCUCUAUUCAGUCCUUGAACAUAAGCAGCUGUCCUAUGGAUGCUAAUGGAAAAGUUUGUUCGGGACAUGGGGUGUGCAGUAAUGAAGCCACCUGCAUUUGUAACACUACUUGGGCAGGUACAGAUUGUAGCAUGUUUGAUCCUAGAAGGAAAGAUGACUCUGAGAAACCAAGUGGACCAAAGGGUCCUAGUGCCACCAAUCUUAUAAUAGGUUCCAUCGCUGGUGCCAUCCUGGUAGCAGCUAUUGUCCUUGGGGGGACAGGAUGGGGCUUUAACUGAUGGCCAUUCUUUUUCUCCUCAUUCACUAAGCUCCAGGUAGCAACCAUGGUGACUCUCACACAGCAGGAUAAUGGUACUGCAUGGAAGGACCUUUAGAUCGAUGACAUAAAUUACUUGCUAAUUUUGAAGAGCAUUUGCUUCAUUCCUACCACAGGCGUUCUUUGCCUUCUUUGUGGAAGGGUUGUUUUUUCAUUACAGUCUCAAAGAUGUGUAUUUUCAUAGUUUGAUCUGAUCCAAGUAUUUUUUGUAUUUUGCUUUUUGGUGUUCAUGGAAUGUUUAUCAAAUUCUGUCUUUGAAACCACACAUUAUAAGAUUAUUUUAAUAAAGUUUGGUAUAGCAAAAUUAUCUAGCAAGACAUUCUAAGUAAACAUAGUUGUGGUAGAUUACUUCCUAUCUGCAUAUCUUAAUUAGUUGUAAUAAAAUGAAAAUAAAAUCAGUUUUUAUGAGGGCUGAAUUCACAUUAAUAAACUAUCCAAGAUAUUUAAAGAAUUGCUGACUGCAAAUUUCAUUUAUGGGUUGAUAUAGUCAUAUUCUUGUAUUGAUUGAACAUAAAUUGUAAAACCAUAAAAAUGAGUAUUGUAAUCUUUGUCAAUAUUUUUUGAAGUCUGAACUCAUGCAGUAUUUUUUUCUUCUUCCAACAUGCACAGCUUUGUUUGGCAUGUUUUCCUAUUUGGGAGAAGAGAUUUUAUUUUGUGUGUGAGACCAGUUAUAAACUAUUUAAAAGACUGCUAGAUAACACUGAUCACAGGUGUCAAACCUGAUCGUGUCACGUCAUGUAUCAUGACAUUUUUUGCCUUUGUGGAGCCAGGAUGGGCGUGGCCUGCACAUGAUGCAUCCAGCCUGCGGGCUGCCCAUUUCACACCCCUGACAUAGAUGAUACUGAGGUUUUCAGUAGAGGUGGCAGGAAUAAUGGUUUAAAAAGUAAGACACUAACAUGAACAUAGAGAUAUAAAUUCAUGUUAAUGAUAUACUUUCAUAUUGUUAUUUCCUAGAGAGGGAUUUUAUCAGAUCAAUAGUUGAAGUAGAUUACAACCCUAUGCAUACUUAGUUGAGGAAAAAACUAAAAAUGAGAUUUAAUUCUGAUUAAAUAUGGAAGAAUUGUGAGUAGAAAUAGCCUUGUUCUCUAUAUUUAGUGCACAAAGGGUAGAAUUCACAAAUUCAACACUUAAUUGGCAAAUUAAAUGUGAUUUCCAUAAGGGUAAUUUUCACAUGAAAAUAGUAGAUAACGGAUGAUGCUACAGUGGGAAAAGACCCCAUAAUAUGGCCAAUUUUUCUAUUUAUUGUUGCGUAUUAUAUAUACUGUCAAAUGCAUAACCUUUUAAAUUGUUUUGUUGUUUUUAAGAUACAUUGUCAUUCUAACUGAUAUUAGAAUGUAAGAUUAACUGUACUAUAUAAUUAUAAAUCUAGAAAAAUGUAGGUUUGGUCAUUAUUUGUAAGCUCUCCUCAUACAUCAUUAAAACAUGGGGUAUGAAAACACAGUAAAGGCAUAGUGUUCAAAUCUUCAUUUUCAUAAAAUCCAUACAGAGAACCAUUUUAGUCUGUUUUAGUAAAAGCAAUGUUCUGUGAUGUCUUUAAGGUCAAAAAGAUUCAUUGGUGCUUAAGAUUUUGUAAACAAGAUGCAAGAAAUAUCCUGAGUUGUAACAUGAGAAUAGAAGAAAAAUAACUGACCAUAGGACGAACACUGUACACUAUGAAAAGAAGAAAAUUUGUAGAGUUGAAACAGUCACCUACUUCUGAUAGCAGCAAUUGUGAUCAUUAAUGUCUUGGGAUAGUUAGAUCUGCCAAUACUACAUGGCAUGAGUAUUACUAUAUUACACUGGAAUAUUCACUCACUGUGAUGCAGUAUAUAUUUGGAGAUAUAUGUCAAAUACAAAAGCCAAUGCAAAUAUUGUUAUAACAGAGCUGUAGCUAUAAACUGCAUGUUUCAAAUAUGUAGACAGAAGUAUAUAGUACAAAAGUGAAUUUUAAAAUUUGUCCUUUUGGCAAUCAUCUAUACGUUAAUAGCAAAGCAAGUAGUAGCAGUAAAAACAGCAAAAUCUUUUUAAUUUGAGCACGCAGUGGAAGAACUAAAGGCUUUCAUGUUUCAUAAAGUUAGGGAAUUUGUGAAAUCCUGUUCUAUGUGUUACUGCAUGAUAAGGUGGUGGUGAAGCAGUGCACACGCACAGUGUUAAGACUAAAUGCAUGAAUCCCUUGCUUGAUGCCCCACAUAAGCCAGAUUAUGGGGAAGUUGCAUCCAAUUUUUGUGUUGCCUUGUAAUGCCUUGCUGUUUAUUUAUAUAGCAUAUUUAUAUAAAAACAAGAGAAUGGACGUUUAUACAGAAAGCUUUUUCUGUGCUAAUGACAUCAAUACAAUUUCAGUAAUGCAAUUAACACCUUUAGGUGUCCAUUCUGCUUUAAGAACCAUUUCUGUAUGGAGAAAGAAAGUGUAUGUUGCACAUUGCAGUUAUGGGCUGACACAAAAGACAUCAUACAUUGCAGUCUGUUGGAUAUGUCGGCAGAGUUCUUCUCUAUGAUCUUCUCUCGAUACUGUACAAAAUGGGAUAUAGGAUUAAAAUGCAGUUUCACUUAAAAAUUGCUCUCAGAACUCUGCUUUGAAAUCUUUUAAAUAUAAAAUUUUUUCAAGGUUACAUCUGGGAAGUCUGAAUGUGAGCCCAUACUCUAAUGUGAUGAUUAUGACUUGAGUUUCCCAUAUGCCUCACUAGUCUAUUUCUUAUUUCCUAUCUCUCCUUUAAUUGGAAGAAAUGUAAAAAAGAGAAGAUAUGAUCCAAGUCAACAAGGCAUCUAAGGAAUUCCCUGGAAGAUUGUGGCUGUGCUCGACUGGACUCUGGAGGCUCUUUGAAGCAGCUGGCUCUCCCUGCAGAAGUGUACCAGUCAUUGUCUACCAGUGGCAAGCUAAGGCACUUAUGAAAGGGCUGAAGGAAAACUGUCCUUUACUGGAGAUUUAAAUUCAAGGACUUCCUCCACUCAUUUCUCUCUUUUUUUGGGGAUGUUAAUGACAAAACAAACUUUGGGAAGGAACUAUUUCGCCUAUUUUUUGUUCUAAACAAAAAUGGAGCAAACAAACCAAGCGCAAUAAGUAAACUCUUUCAAACUAUUUAAAUAGGUAAAGAAUUUCUUAAUAAUUUGAGUUCGCAUGAUGUUUUAAUAUUAAUGGCAGACUCCAGUGGCAUGAUAAUUUCUGAAAUGGUGAAUUGCAUGGCAUAAACACAGCAAAUGAGCUAGCAAGAGAGUCCCAAAUAAAACCUAUUUACCAAGAACAUGAUAGAACAAACACAGAAGAGCUGAUUCUAGGUUUUACCUAUGAAACAGGAUAAUUCCUUAAUUCUACCUAAUAUAGGUAUUCCUCUUUGUUUAUUUAUUGCUUUGGGGCAAACCUCUUUGGGGAAUAGCAAAUCAUACUACAUUGAAAUAUAUUUUUUAAAAAGGCUUUGGGGGAAGUCUUAUCAAACUCCAUUAUUACACAUUUUUAAAAUGUUUCAUUCCACAUGUGAUCUUAAGCUAUACGCGUUCUUAAAAUUUUUGCUCCUACUUAAUUUUGGGGUAGCCCUUUAUGUUUUAGAGAUUUGGGCAUAGCGCAGGGAAAUUCCACAAAUAAGAGGUAUGCUUUUUAAAUAUGUAUGCUUGAAACCAAAAAAAAAGAGAUUCAUCCAAAACCAAUAGGUGUAAAUGCGUAUGUAUACAGUGAUUUUUUCCUCUUCAAAUGCAUUAUUUGCAGUCAUGCAGAUAUUUUGUAUAUAUUGUAAGAAGCUGACAUCCUCUCAAAUUAAUCACAGAAGUGCCAAGCUUAUGUCUUUUUCAUUUUGCCAUGUUGUUUUCCUUUCUCAGUCUCAUAUUGUAUGACAGGAAAGAAGCCUAAACAAGCCUUAAGUACUUGUAAAAUACUGAGAGCUUUUAACAGGUUAAGGCUUUCCGUGUAUUGUUUUAUAAAGCCCAGUCUCCCUUUACCCUCAGGACUCCUUUCAGUUUUUAAAAGUACAUAUACAGGAUUCAUGUCUUUUUGAAUUUAUUUCUGUAGUGAUUAUUUUUCAAAGCAUAGCUUUGAAUGUUACUUCCUAUUGGGCUACAUGUGGUUACUGUCACGGAGGUUUGAAUUAGAAAAAAACGAUGAGAAUAUUGCCAUGUGCACAACCAGAUAACAUUGAAUCCUGCUUAAACAGAGAAGUGGCAUACAUGAAACAAUAAUUUAGCCUCUUCCCUUCUCCCAAGCAUCCAAGCUCUGUUAUAAUCAAGCCUUUUCAUCGCUUCUUUCAUUAGUAAAUGUGAAAAGCCGUAAUGGCAAAUUUCAGCAACUACCCAGGUGUAGUGGAAAUAAAGCUUGCUUGUAUGGAUGCUAGCCAACCGCACGUUAAUAUUAUGCCAAUAUACAAGGCAGCAUCCCACUCUGGUUUUGUUAGCGCUGCUGCUGCUGCAGUUGUGCUUAGGGGUUUUCUGUGCCCGUGUGCUGGGAUGCAGUGCCAGUGCUAAUUAAGCAGUCAUGGUCAUUAAAGCAACCAUAAAGUAACAAACACAUUGUUUAAUCCUUUAUUACCAUUGCUAUGACAUCAGAGCAGAGUAAACUCAAUCUGCAAUCAUAUCCAAAACUCCAAAUGCUUGAUCAUUCAUUGCAAUGGAAGACUGCUUUGGAAUAAGCUUUAAGUGCAUAAUGAAAAAGCAACUUACUUAAAAGCUUGUUUCCCCAGUCACAAGUAUUUGGGCAGGAGCUAUUUAUAAUUCAGUUAAUCAUAUAGAAAUCAUUUCAAUCUGUAUAUAAAUGUUUUAUUUUAAGAUAUAGUUCCCAUUGUGUAUUAGCAUUACAAAAGCAAAGCAAAGCAAAAUCUGAUGCUUUUCAAGUUAAUGUUUGAAUCUAUUUUUAGAUUUCCCUGGGUCAGUUAAUACUAUACCAAUGUGUUGGGAUGCCUUUCUUCAAGCUUUAUUGACAAUUGUGUGAAAUCACAGUGGUUUGGCAUGACAAUCAUUUUUAAUUCCAUUUGAGUUAACUCAGGGGUGGACAACUUGUGGUCCUUGGGCCAACUGUAGCACCUGUUUUUUUUUAUUUAUUUGCUUGUUUGUUUAUUUAUUUAUUUAUUCCCAUUAAGAAUUAUUAGAGAUUGUGCUAUUGAAAUUUAGUGGAAAUAAGAAAAAUUGUUCUUCAUUUUUUUAAUGGGAAAUGUAAGAAAUAAGGAGCACAAACUGUUUGCCAUACCUAAAUAAGAAAAAAUACCCUUCCGGAAACUCCAUUACUAAUGUGACUUACUGUGCUUAUAGUGCAGCCAUUAGCCACAAAAAUGUUAGGCACUUCCAUUUAGCAGGUUGCUGUCUUUACAUAAUCCUUGCAAUGUAUUGAAGCUACUGUUUUACAGUGAAUGAAAGAAGCAGUGGAAAGCCUGGAAUGCAAUUACUGAUAUUUCAGGUCAAUAAUCUCCAAAGUCAGCAGUGAAUUUUAUCUUUUCUUCCUGACCUGAAAAACACAUUGGAAUAAAUUCUAUAUGUGAUGUGCUCAAAUCAUCUUUUCCCCCCAUAUAAAAUGGUCCUAUAGAAUAUUUUAUGUAAUGCCACUUUGUGUUUAAGUAUAUUGGAGAUUAAAAUAAAUAGGUGCUAGGUUUGGGUUUUGUUUUGGGAGAAGUGGUAACCACAUAGAUGGUGCCAUUCAAUAUGGCUACAAAGGUUAGUCUGUUGUAUUAAGUAAAAUCUUUAUGUAAUUCACAAAACAUUGUAAUGUGCGAUGUGAUUUUUUUUUUAAAAUCAGACCACACUGGUCCCCAAUUAUGUACAUACGAUAAAGCGUUGGGGUAACUUUUUGUUACACUAACAAUUUCAUAAGAAAUAUAAUUUCUUUUCUAAAUUUCUCCUCUGCUGUUCGGUUCUGUAUAGAUACAUUUAAAUACACAGAUUAUGUAUAGACUAUAAAUGACCAUACAAAUGCAAAGCUCACAGAAAUAAAUUGUCAUGUUUUCAGUGGACCUAGCCUUACAUCAUCAAACCUGCUAAGGUCUAUACUUAUUUUAUAAUCAUUCAUUUACAAUAUUUUGUAAAGAACACAUGCAACUUAGGUUUUUUUUAAAACACGAUAUCAUUGUAAUGGUCUUCAACACAAUAAAAAAAUCAUUUCAGUCACUAUAUUUUUGUUUCAUUGAUAGGAUUCAACUUGACAGGAAAUGUAUGGAAAUUUUAUAUUGCUUAUAUUGAUAUGCUGCAUGAUCCCAUUGAAUUCAACCAAUUCUCAGAGAGGAAAGCUCCACUACGCAAAUUAACAAGAAUAUAUUCUAGGUGCAUGUUAAAAUAAAUUACAUAGAACUGGAGUUAUACAAGAUUUUCUUUACUAUGCAAUGAUAGGUAUUGCACAAACUUAAAAUUCAAAGACAAAUGUCUGAGGAACUUUACAAAAUACUUGAAUUAUUUUUGAUCUAAAAAGCUAUCAGUCAUUUUCUAUUCAUUGUUGCUUACGUUAUCAAUAUUCAUCUAAAAUAGUAAUUAUUUUUAAGGUGCACAAUUUAACAAACUUAUUUUGUCUGAAGCUAAUAUUCAUAUCUUGUUGGCUGCAGAUGAAUGGGAAUUCAGUUAUUGUUUUGCAUCUUAGUAAAGUAGUAUUAAAGACAUCAUAAACAUGGAAA
Molecule: messenger RNA, 10073 nt
Organism: Crotalus tigris (Tiger rattlesnake)
Lineage: Eukaryota; Metazoa; Chordata; Lepidosauria; Squamata; Viperidae
Gene: ADAM23
Product: ADAM metallopeptidase domain 23
Exons: 26
Coding region: 1046-3484 (812 amino acids)
Biological process (GO): proteolysis
Cellular component (GO): presynaptic membrane
Molecular function (GO): metalloendopeptidase activity
Source: RefSeq, a predicted model, not a curated record